AAAUCGCAAGCUCCUCCGAAUAUCGCGGAGUUUCCUUGAUUUUUGCGUACAGAUUCCUGCGAUCGCUAAAUCGCUAAAUCCCGGAGGGACCGCGCCUGUUGUAUAACCUGACAUGGAUCAUACUGUAGAAUUCAGUCUGAUCUAGAAUUCGGACAAGAUUGUAUCCAGAUCAUCUCAUGUAGCGUGUAAUCUGAAAAGACCACUGCAGUCAGAACCUCUCCCUCGCUCGUAGUCUGUCUGGAUCAAACUAUUAAAGCCGGGUGCACACCGUGCGAUUUUUAAUAGUCCUUUGCGACUGUUGCUUGUCAGACUGUACGAACACGAUCCCACGUCACACUGUAGGAGCUCAGCUGUCAUUAAUGUCAGACAAGACGUGAUGCAAGAAGAUGCGUCCGGAGUCGGAGAUGCCACACUACAGGACUGCGCCUCAUAUUUUCUGACACUGCCAGAAUUUAAUCGGAGUUAAAAUCUGAUCGCAUCGGCUAUCGGGGAACGCGUCAAACUAGCGAUCAAAGACUACGAAUUUUGGACUAGGAUUAUACAAAUCUUUUCGGAUUCUCCAAAUUUGUCCCAAAUCGUACAGCGUGAACCCGACUUAAGUUAACAUCUGAAAACUUUUCAUCAUGACUUGCUCGGUGCUCCUGUUUCUGGAGCUCAACCCUUCCUAUAGAAUCAGGAUAAUCAAGCAGGUUCAUUGCUGUAGUAUGUGAAGCAGUUGGAAGUUUAGUGCUCCAGGAACAGGUUUGGUGAUCACUUUGGCUCGUCCUAGUGCUUCAGGAGAGCUCAGGGUGAGGUUUUAAUUUUUUUAUGUUGUUUUUUUUUUUUUUUUUUUUGAAGUAGCAGCUCGUUACGUAACAGCCGUGGCCCUUUGAUUACGUAGAAACUACGAGCAGCUGAUGAUCUAAUGGAUGUUCAAACGGUUUUGAGGAGACGGUUGUGUCGUGCUCUCUGUAAGUCUGGAAGCGAAGCGUGGUCCCGGCGCGACAGCAGCGCAUGAAUAUUACCGUGCGCGUGCUACUUCGGAAGUAGGUCACCGCUUCAACCGUGUCUCUCAACUGCUGCUGCUGCUGCUCCUCUCUCCGCGUUCCGCUUCCCUGCUCCACACCGAGCCCGCUUCCAAUAACCACGACCCGGGAAUCUCACCGGAAUCUCACGCUCCUUUAGAUUUUAUAUAUAUAUAUAUAUAUAUAUAUAUUUUCACUCGGCUGACAGAGUGGACUCUGAGGAUCUGCAUGGACGAUUGUAAUGACACAUGCACGGCAGAGGAACUCUUUAUGUAGAUAUCGAAGUGAAUCCAAGGAGCAGGUGAGCUGCCAGAUACAUGCUGAAACCAUGGGCAGAACCUGGCCAGAGUGCCCAGUGCUAGAAAAGAAGACUAAAAGGCAUUCCUAUAAAAGAGGAAGAGAUAAAGAACUAAAGCAGCAAAGCACAGAUAGCGACCGGAAGCUUUAUCCCCUCAGAGGACGGCAGGGAAUGAGUGACGUGGGUUCCUUAAAGUGCUGUGUUCUACUGACUCGCUUAGAAGAAGGAGGAACUGGCAAGGGCAGCAUGAGAGCUGUGCCUAAGAACAAAAGGAAAAGAAAUAUGAAGGCAAAGAAGGGAAGGUCCAAAUCCUGCAAGUGUCGGAAGAAGGGCUGCAAAGUAUGCCAGCCAACGCCUGGACCAAAAAGCAACCCCAAACCUGACAAAACUGCCUUAUACUUGGAACUUCUAGAACCUCGAAAGCGACGGUUGGCCUCUCUUAAUGCGGAGGCAGUCAAUAGCCUGUUGUUGUUUAGAGAGGACUCUCAAAUGUCCAGAAAACAGCAGAAUUCUCAAAAGGCUGAUGGCGAACUCCCAAAAGGAGAAACGGACAGUUCAAAGAAAGGACUAGAAGGCCAAAAACGUGCACAUACAGGAGAAGGAGAAGAGAGUACAAAUCCUAAAAAAACCAAGAAGGCAAAGACAGAGUCUGAACACCUGGACCAGCUGAAUCUAAACAGUCCAACGCCAAGGCGUCUAGCAGGUUUAAAUGCGGCAGCUCUUCUGAAGCUAACUAGCACCUCAUCUGGCGCUAAACGGCGAGCUAAAACGGACACCAAGCCAGGCAGCGGAGGAGCACGAACAAAACAACUGCAGGGAAAGAUGAAAAAACAACACAGCCCACUAUGCCUGUCCAAGCUGCCAGUAUCUCAACAGUGUUGCAAUCUCUGCAAGAAGGAGGCUCUCAAGACUGACACUUUGUGGGAAGGCACUUCUGGGGGCCAUGACUUCAUCAAACCUGGAUACCAAUGCAGGUCCAUGCUGAGCUACUCACUGAAGCCUGUGAAAGAGGAGAAAACUGAGACUGAUGUCAAUUCAUGUUACUGCUGUUCCCAGGAGAGAUCUGUGGAAUAUUGUCACCGACUAGCCCUGUUCCUUGGGCAGAAGGCGUAUCCUGAAUCAGAACAGCAUUCGUUGCCAUCUGUAAAAGGAUUCCUUCCUUCCCCUCACACACUAACCCACCCAGCUUUGACGCUAGGUGCUCAUUCUUACCCAUGCUACCCUGGUUACUAUGUCCACAUUGCCCACCAUGGGACAUCCUCACUCCCUGUAAGUACAAGUCCUGGACCCCAUGCACCACCUUCUGUACCUCCUAUUACACUGUGUCCCACUGGGGUCCAGAGACCCAAACUACUGCCCUCUCCAGUGUCUCACCCUUCAGGAAUUCCUCAUCCAGUGUACUGCAGCUCCGUGGGGACAUGUUAUGGAGAACCAUGUAGGAUCAGCGGCUGUGCCUACAGACACACUCAGCCCAUCGCUAACAGGGGCUGUUCAUUCAGUGCCGGGUGCUCCAGCUGCAGCCACAAAAUCAAGAUGGAGGACUACCCCUACCCACUGGACAAGCACAGCCCUUCUAUCUCCAUGCCCCCCACCUUGCCCCUGUCUGUCUGCCCCAUCCCCAGCGUGCCUGCUGCCACCCAGCCCAUGCCCCACCUGCAGUCUCCUCUGCCGGACGCUGGGCGUCCUCAGGUCCAGUUACACGUAGGCCGAGAGUGCCCUCAGAGUGCCAAGCCACCCAGCAGCUCGCGCUCUGCGAUACGGGACACAGCUGUCUGCCCCCAUGUGAAGGAGGGCCAGCUGGGAGCCAGCCACGGCAGCCAAAGCACCAAACAGGCCAAGAUCAGUCGGCGGCGGGCCACCAACGGCUGGCUGCCUGUGGGCACAGCCGCUGAAAAGGAGGUAUUCAUAGUGGGUGAGGAGUUGCCAGCACUGCGCAGGUGCUAUGAAGGAGUGCAGAGAGACGGAGAAGUAAUCAGGGUGCGAGACACUGUGCUGCUGCGUUCUGGCCCCCGGAAGAAAUCCCUCCCGUAUGUGGCUAAAGUGUCUGCCUUCUGGGAGGACCCUGAGUCAGGGGAGCUGAUGAUGAGCUUGUUUUGGUACUACCGUCCAGAGCACACUCAGGGGGGCCGCAAUCCCAGCAUGCACUGUGAGAACGAGAUUUUUGCUUCCCGGCACCAGGACGAGAACAGUGUCGCGUGCAUUGAGGAUAAGUGCUACGUCUUGACAUUAGCACAAUAUUGCAGAUUUUGUGCCUUGGUGAAGCGUCGCGAGGAGGGUUGUCCCAAAAGUGCCCCCCUGGUCCCUCCGGCUUGCGAUUACACCAUCCCAGCUCAUCGCAGCGUUCCCGCUGAUAUCGACCCUGACCUGGUGUUUGUCUGUCGCCAUGUUUACGAUUUCCGCUACGGCCGCCUUCUCAAGAACCUGCAGUAGCGGUAGUAGUAAAAACGUUUUCUAUGAUGGAGCCAUACACUGAAAACCAGAGUCCAUAAGGUGAAGACACAAUCAAUAUCCUAAUCAAAGGAAUUCCUGAAAGGCCACAGGACUGUCAAAACUGAAGCUGUGCUUUCCAGACUCCAUACUUGUACAAGCUGAAAUUAUUUUAGUUUGGUGAUUUAGCGUAAUGCUGUUUUGAGCACAACUUGGGACCGAUCUGAUGGCCAAUAUGUGAUCUGUAACCCCAUCAAACUGCUUAUAUAUAUAUGGCUUGUCAAUAGUUCUAUUUUAUAGUCGCUGCAUUUGUGUGCGGAAGAAAAACUAUCAAAGCUGUAGGUACAUUAGGGGUACCUUAAAUUAUGAAAUAGACUAUAAAUGUGCCCAUAUUGGCUGUAGAGUUAUUUAUUUAUAGAUAUAUGGUGGAAAUAUUUAUUUUUAGAGCAAUUAAAAAUGAGUUCCCUAGUUAAGUAGACAAGACCAAGAGUACUUGCUCUUCCCCAAAUCAACUCUUAAUCAAUCAUAUACCAAUUUGUCGUACCAUGCAGGACCAUAGAUGUAUUCUGGUGGCCUAAAUUCCCCAGAGUUCCUCAUCUAGCAGUUGGGUAAUUUAGCUGUAAUUGACCAAUUAGUCUGAGAUUUCUUUCACGAACUCUCGUCCUCCUAUAGCUUGUGAGGGACCUGCCUUACACCUUAGAAAGAGAGUGUUCUGCCUCCCCUCCUCACAGCCUGCCUUCCCAGGAAACCAAAGCUUUCACGCAGCGCCGCUACAUAUGAGUACCCCCCCCC
Ictalurus furcatus (blue catfish) is the source of this 4521-nucleotide messenger RNA. RefSeq names its product bromo adjacent homology domain containing 1 (gene bahd1). The transcript is spliced from 7 exons. Gene Ontology annotation, molecular function: chromatin binding. The coding region runs from base 1246 to 3732 and encodes 828 amino acids. The record is from RefSeq and is a predicted model, not a curated record. Lineage: Eukaryota; Metazoa; Chordata; Actinopteri; Siluriformes; Ictaluridae.